Lucilia sericata (common green bottle fly) is the source of this 2643-nucleotide messenger RNA. RefSeq names its product UDP-glycosyltransferase UGT5 (gene Ugt316A1). The coding region runs from base 415 to 2376 and encodes 653 amino acids. Gene Ontology annotation, molecular function: UDP-glycosyltransferase activity. Lineage: Eukaryota; Metazoa; Arthropoda; Insecta; Diptera; Calliphoridae. The transcript is spliced from 4 exons. The record is from RefSeq and is a predicted model, not a curated record.
GUCACAGAUUAUUGUGGGGUUGCUAUAUUUUUCUUGUUUUGUUUAUAAUUCUCAUACAUAUUUUGCAAUUCACAUUCACGACAAACAAACUAAGAAAAAAAUCAUUAUUACAUUUUGCAAAAAAAAAAUAUAUAACAACUAAACAAAUUAAUAUAGUUUUCUUAUGCACAACAUUAUGUAAAACAAGUGUGAAAUCAAGUAAUAAAAAAAGUUUUUCCAAAAAUUUAGCUUUUAAAAACUUUGAAACGCAAAAAACAAACAGGAUUAACUUCUAGGGAGGGGAUGGCAAAAACCAGACUAUCAACUUAAAAACGCAGCAGCAGCACACCUACAUAUCAACAUAAUUAUUCUGUCAUACCCAAAGGAAUGCCGAAACAAUAAAUAAAAAAAGAACAACUAAAAGAAGGCAUUAAAAUGACCAACAUUUUUACAUUAUGGAGUUUACAGGUUUUAUAUAUCAUACUAGCAACUCCCACCUGGCUUUGUCAGGGUGCUCAUAUCUUGGCUGUAAUGCCUAGUGUUUGGAAAUCCCAUUAUCUAUUUGGUCAUUAUAUACUAACGCAAUUAGUGGAGCAGCAUAAUCAUACAGUGACCUUAAUAAGUCCCUAUGAAAUGGAUAACUUGACAAGGGGUAAUAUGACCAAAGAAAAAUUUCGUGAAAUAAAAGUAGAGGGUUUGCUAAACAAUUGGCUGGAAAUGGGUUUGUCGUUUGAUUUGCAAGAAAUGCAUGAUAAAUCUGUUAUGGAACAUUUUACACGCCUAAUGUAUGCCACCACCAGUAAUACCGAUAAUUUAUUGCAGAAUUCACAAGUAAAGGAAAUGCUGCAGUCGCCACAAAAGUUUGAUUUACUUAUAGUAGACUUAUUUUUAAGUGAUGCCUUAUUGGGUUUGUCUUUCUACUAUCAAAUACCCACUGUGGUAUUAAGUCCCAGUGGCUCGAAUACCUGGUUAAAUCAACGUUUUGGCAAUCCUCAAAAUGCUGCCUUGGAUCCUAGUAAUUUUUUGCCUUACGCCAAACACAUGUCCUUUUGGCAGCGUUGUGUCAAUACUAUGAUGGCCAUGUUUGAAAAAUUAACCUAUUCCUUUUUCCAUAUGAUCUCACAACAGGCUGUUUAUACGAAACAUUUUGAACCACUAUGUCAACUUGCCAACUGGUGCAAAGAACUACCCCACCAUAAAGAACUGACUGAAAAUCUAUCAUUGGCCUUAAUAAAUACACAUCCAGUACUGCAAUAUCCAAGGGCAUUUCUACCCAAUAUGUUGAGUAUUGCGGGUAUACAUUUGAAAACCACUGAAGAGCAAUUAGAAUUGCCAAAUCAUAUUAGGGAAUUUAUAGAAGGAGCUAAUCAGGGAGUGAUUUACCUGAGCUUUGGUGCCAAUAUUUAUGAUUUUCCCUUGGAAAAACUACAACUAUUUUUUGAUGUUUUUGAAACACUGCCGGAUAUGCGUUUUAUAAUCAAAUACGAUGAACAAGACUCAUUGCCUUUAACAUUGAAUAUUAGCAAACAAAUAAUGUUACACAAUUGGUGGUCCCAACAGGCAAUAUUGGCCCACAAAAACGUUAAAAUCUUCAUCACCUCCGGUGGUUUUAUGAGCAUUACCGAAGCCUUGUUUUACGAGAAAUAUAUACUGGCUAUACCCAUUACUCCGGAACAAUGUGUCUUAACAGAAAAACUUUCUCAACAAAAUGCCGCCUACAAACUUAAUUACAACGAUUUGGCCUAUGAUCAAUUAAUGUAUGCCAUACAACAACUAUUACAAGACAAAUCCCAAUAUCAACCAUCUAUUUUGGAAUUAAAACAACAGUUACUGCAAAAUCUAGACCACAUGAGUCCCUUAACAAGAACUCUUAAUGCCAUAGAGAUGACUUUGACUACAAAUGGUUUAGAUUAUCUUAAGCCUCACUCUCACCAUUUAAAUUUCUGGAAUUCUAUACUAAUCGAUGUUAUGUUUACCUUGAUUUUGGGUCUAUUAGCCAUCUUAGCCAUUCCCUUUCUACUGACCAGUUGUAUAUUAAAACGUUCUUAUCAAAAUCAAACUAAACUUAAUUUACUCAAUCAACAACAAAAUAAUCAUCGUUAUUAUUGCAAAGUUAACGAGUUCCUAACAACAUCUAACACAACACCUCGAAAUUGCAGUAAUAACAAACAGCAGCGUGUGGAAAAUACAGAAGACAAUGUGGAUGUCCUAAUGAGACCUAUGGGCAAACGUAGAAAUUCCGAUGUAAAUGAAAAACGUAAACGUCUAUCAUCGAAUAGUUCCUCUUCCUGUUGCAAUUGUUCGGUUUCCUCCUCAUCAGCACCCACUACUCCUUUGGCUAAAAGGGAAUCAUCGUUUUUCGAUCAGGUUUCCGGGGACAACGUUAAAGACAUAUGAGAAAACUUAUUUUCUCUUACAUUUUUAUUAGUUUUAAUAUAAUCGAUAAUAUUGUUUUAUGUGUAUGUAUGUGUUUUUUAUGAAAUACUUUUUGCAAUAAUUGUUAUUUUACAUUGUACUCUCUUGUGUGUGUGUAUUUGCUUUAAGUACAUGGUAUAAUUAAUGUUUAAAAAUAUAUAAACAAAACUAUAAAAUAAACACUCAAAACAUCACUCUAUCUUUAUGUGUUAAUAUAUGAAUUUAUCAAUAAAUUCUUGGAAUGAAAAG